AUGGCUAAGUAUUCUUUAGUUAAUGCUGUAGUUUUUAUAAUAAUAAUGAUCAUGAAUUUCUCCCAAGCACAAAUCCCAUGUACGACAGUUAACAACAAUCUGUUGCCGUGUGCAAGUUACGUGAUGAACGGAGGAACACUCCCUCCGGCGUGUUGCGACGGCUUCAAGGAUCUUGUGAAUAUGGCUAAGACACAAGCUGAUCGGCAAAGUGUUUGCAACUGCGUGAAUACGUUCCUUGCAAAUGCCGAUGAUGGGCAGAUCAACAACGCCGCCAGCAUCCCUUCACUUUGUGGUGUCAACAUCCAUUUCAACAUCACUCGUAACAUGGACUGCUCCAAGGUGAACUUGGCUUGA
This is a messenger RNA of Oldenlandia corymbosa var. corymbosa, 354 nucleotides long. Lineage: Eukaryota; Viridiplantae; Streptophyta; Magnoliopsida; Gentianales; Rubiaceae. The record is from the annotation of a GenBank genome assembly.